UUUCCCCUCUCUGUCCCCCCCCCCGCUCCCCCCAGCUCAACGCCAUGGAAUGCAAUGCCCAUUAUUAAGGAAUAAUCACGAUAAUUAAUUAAAAUACUUAUUAAAUCCUCCCCGCCGCGGGAUGUACGUUGGGAUCGGGGUGGAGGAGGGGGGAGGAAACCCGGCUCGCUCCGGCCCGAGCGGGUCCGUGGGAUUCGUCAAGGUCGUUUUUAAUGAAAACGAAAGUUUGCGAGCUCAGUCGGGCAGCGGAGCCCGGGCGGGAGGGCGGCUCGGGGGGUGCAGAUCCCAAAAACCCAAAAACGCGCCUGGGAUGGAGCGCCCCGGCCCCGAGGGGCUGCGGGGGGAAAAGGGGAAGGGGGAGGAAGAGAGGGUGCUGGUGUCGGAGCACAGCUGGAGACCCUGCCCCACCGCCCGGAGAAGGGUCCGAGGGUGCUUGGAGUGGGUGAAGCGGCAGCUGUUCCGCGUGGGGGAGGAUUGGUACUUCCUCUUCAUUCUGGGGGUCCUCAUGGCCACCAUCAGCUUCACCACGGACAUCGUCGUCGCCAGGCUCCAAGCGGCCCACAUGUGGCUGUACCAAGAGAUCGGGGACAUCGCGGUGCUCAAGUACCUCUCGUGGACCCUGUACCCCACGGCACUGGCCACCUUCUCCACCGGCUUCUCGCAGAGCAUCACCCCGCACUCCGGAGGCUCCGGCAUCCCGGAGCUGAAGACCAUCCUGAUGGGCGUGCUGCUGGAGGACUACCUGGCCAUCCAGAACUUCGGAGCCAAGGUGGUGGGGCUGACCUGCACCCUGUCGUGCGGCAGCACCGUUUUCCUUGGGAAAGUGGGUCCCUAUGUCCACCUCUCCGCCAUGGCCGCAGCGUACCUGGGGAAGAUGAGGACCACGGUCACGAGGGAGUAUGAGAACAAGUUCAAGCAGCACGAGAUGCUGGUGGCAGCUCAAGCUGUAGGGGUGGCUUCAGUCUUCGGCGCACCCAUCAGCGGGGUGCUUUUCAGCAUCGAGGUGAUGUCCCCCCACUUUGCCGUGCGGGAUUACUGGCGCGGCUUUUUCGCCGCCACCUGCGGGGCCUUCAUGUUCAAGCUCCUGGCCGUGUUCAACAGAGAUCAAGAAACCAUCGCUGCUGUUUUCAAGAGCGACCUCAAGAUUGAUUUUCCCUUUGACCUCCUGGAGACUUUCUUUUUCCUGAUUUUGGGGACCAUCUGUGGGCUCGUGGCCUGUGCUUACCUCUUCUGCCAGCGCUGGCUGAUGGUGGCCGUGAGGAGGAACCGGCUGACAGCCAAGCUCUUGGCCACCGAGUCCGUACUGGGCGUCCGUCCAUCUGUCUGUCUGCACCCUCUGUGUCCAUGCCAUGCAUGCCCUGCGUGUCCCUGCGUCCUUUCCCUGCAGCCCGGCUGUCUGCGUGUCCCUGGGUCCGUCCCUGUGUCCGUCCCUGGGUCCGUCCCUGGGUCCGUCCCUGGGUCCGUCCCUGGGUCCCCUCCCCGUACCCUGCCCAUCCACUCUGAGUGUCCGUAUGUCCUCCCCGUGCCCUCUGGCCAUCCGUGCACCCGCUCCAUCCACCCCACACAUCCACAGUGUCCUUGUGUCCCCUCCCUGCACCCCAAGUGUCCCCAUAUCCCCCCCCCACACACACACCCUGCUCACCCCACUCCAUCCACCCUGGGUGGCCACCCUGUCCCCCCCAUUGACCCUGGGCCUGGAGGGGGCACAUCCAGCUUGGGGGUACACCCAGCUCCGGGAGGCAGGAGGGGGGUUACCUCUACCACCACCAUUUCCUGGGGGGGCCCCUGGGGUCUCCCCACCUUCCCUCCUCCCCCAAUUUUAGGAGCAGCCAUUGGGCGUCUGAUGGGGGAGGUGGUGGCCCUGCUCUUCCCACGGGGGCUCCAUUCAGAGGGACCCCCACGGCCCAUUAUUCCUGCUGGCUACGCCCUGGCUGGCGCGGCCGCGUUCUCGGGCUCGGUGACACACUCGGUGUCCACGGCCCUGCUGGUGUGUGAGGCCACCGGGCACCUGGGCCACGUCCUGCCCACCGUGCUGGCCGUGAUGGUGGCCAACGCCAUCACCCAGAAGAACCAACCGUCCUUCUACGACGCCACCAUCAUCGUCAAGAAGCUGCCCUACCUGCCCCCCAUCCGCAGCCGGCACAUCGCCUCCUACCAAGUGGCGGUGGAGGAGUUCAUGGAGCGCCGGGUGGUGGCCCUGGCCAAGGGGGACGGCUUCCAGGAGGUGCUGGUGGCCUUGGACGCCUCUGCCGAUGCAGAGUACCCUGUGGUGGAGAGCACAGGGUCCCCCACUCUGGUGGGCACCAUCAGCAGGUCCCAGCUGGUCACCUUCCUCCAGAGCCACAAGCACCCCCAGGCGCCCCAGGGGGAGAAGCUGGCCGCCGUGGGGACACUCGGGGACGACUGUGCCAUUGAGCCCAUCAUGCUCCAGUUCUCCCCGUGGACCUCCUUGCAUCAGGCCUAUCACCUCUUCCAGCUGCUGAAGCUGCAGCGAGUCUUUGUCACCCGCUCUGGGGAGCUGGUGGGGGCCGUGAGCAGGGCGGAGCUGCGGAGAGCGAUCGAGGACCUCGCUGACCCCAAGUGAUGUUUUGGGACCCCGGGGAGCCCCUCCCCAGGGGUACCCCCAUGGAAACGGGGGUGUCCUGACCCCCCCAGAUGGUGUGGGGGGUGUGGGCUGGGGGCGCUGCUUCUGCAGCAGAGCCUGCUGUGCAUUAAAUGCCUGUUUGCAUUAAA
Messenger RNA from Cyanistes caeruleus (blue tit), 2733 nucleotides. Lineage: Eukaryota; Metazoa; Chordata; Aves; Passeriformes; Paridae. The record is from RefSeq and is a predicted model, not a curated record.